CACGUGCUACCACGUGGGUGGACUGUUUCCAGCCCCACCUUUUAUUCAACCAUCGAUAUACUGAGUUAAAUUACCAUAGAUGGCUACAUAUUCGCGCAAAGUUGGAUUUGUGUACAUAUUUAAUCUGCUUAUUGGUGCUGGGGCCCUUGCUUUACCAAAGACCUUCAGUGAUACCGGGAUUGCUUUAGGAACUGUUUUCAUCACUCUUCUAUGCACUCUGAGUUACAUCACAGCUUGCUAUGUGAUAGAAGCUAUGGCUGCUGCCAACGCAUAUGAAAGAAUAAUGGAGAGAAAAUGCUCAAUGGAAGCUAUGGCAAGACAUGACAGUGAGUCUAAGCAAAAUGGAAUAACAAUGGAUCCUUCUGAGGCUGAGAAGCAAGAAGUGACAAUUUAUAUUGAUCAAAAGGACUACGAGAUUACAAAGAAAUUUGAAUAUGGUUCAAUGGCAAACUUGUUUUUUCAUAUUUCUGGAAUCAUACUAGCAUAUUUAGUCUUUUGCAUUAUGUCUUAUGGUGAUGUGUCAUACUUUAACAUUGCAAUUGCUACAUCACUGUCCCAUGUGACAUGUCAGCUCCAAAGGCAUCAUCAACUUAGACUUAGUUUGAUUUCAAAUGAUACUUUGUUUGGUGAUAAUGAAACAUGGUUUGCUGAUCAAGAAUCAAGAAAUGAUUGUUUUACAAACUUUGGUAGUAUAAAAGUUUAUUAUAUUUGCCUUGCCAUUAUAGCCUUCACAUUGGGUCCAUUUGUAUUCUUUGAUAUAACUUCUUCAAAAUUUAUACAAAUUCUAACAACAGUAGCAAGAUACAUAGGAUUUGGAUUAAUGACAAUUUUAGUAAUACUAAGAUUCAUAGAAGGCCAUCGCUACAUGCCUCAAGUAGCUAAUGUAAAAUCGUUGCCCUUCUUGUAUGGAAUUGCACUCUAUUCUGCAAAAAUUCAAGAUUUCAUUCCUGGAAUUAUAAUGCCCAUGUCUUCCAAGGAGCACAUUUAUCGUAUCUUGUUGGGAGACUUUGUGACAUGCUGGCUUUUCUACCUCUUCCUUUCAUACGCAAGUGUAUUUGCAUUCCCAGGAGAUGAGAUUGAGCCACUGUAUACUCUUAACUUCUUUCAGCCAGCCACCAGUGGUUCCAUUGAUUGGAGACUAGUACUAGGAACAAUGCUAGCACUGCUACCAGUCAUUUCACUGGUCAGCAUAUACCCAGUGCUUACUGUAACACUGAGAGAAAAUCUCAAGUCGCUUUCUAAAAUUAUCCUUGAGUGUCGACUCAAGAGGAAGGUCAAAUUUCCUGUUAUUGUGGAUCGUUUCUUGUUUCCCCCUCUUGUUUUCAUUCCUCCAUUAAUAGUAGCAUACAUUACACAGGACAUUGAGCUCUUAGCAUCAAUCACUGGAUCAUUCCCUGGCAUUACAAUACAGUGUGUCAUGCCUGCUGCCUUUGUUAUAGCUGCAAGAUACAAGAUAAAGAAAGCACUGGGUACCUAUGAUAAUCCGUACAAGGCUCCAUUGAGUAAUAUGGUGUUUGUCGUUGUUGUUCUUGGAUGGUCUGUCAUCAGUGUUGUCAUGAUGAGCAUUAACUUGAUUUUGAACCCACCAGAGUAAUUUUGGGGAAAUUUAAGUAUCGAUAUUUUUGUUUGACAAGAACUUUUAGUUUUAAUACAGAAAUAAUUAAA
Amphimedon queenslandica is the source of this 1665-nucleotide messenger RNA. Its product is annotated as transmembrane protein 104-like. The coding region runs from base 80 to 1594 and encodes 504 amino acids. Lineage: Eukaryota; Metazoa; Porifera; Demospongiae; Haplosclerida; Niphatidae. The record is from RefSeq and is a predicted model, not a curated record. The transcript is spliced from 10 exons.